GCCCAAUGAGCUGGCGAGAACGUGGCAACCACCUAAGAGACCGCGUCUGCUCCAGCUCGCGUUUUGAGAACCCUGGCUCCGCCCCGGAGUGGGAUUCUCUAUGUGUCGCCAACCGAGGGGUGGAAUCGUGUGUCUGCUGUCCUUGAAGCCUGGGAGAGAAAAUCCCGGACCCCCCGUUUCCUGUGGAUCGUAGUGGCAACCUGGGGGGUGGUCCCCGCCCGCCCGCUUCCUGCCUCCGCGUUCCCCAGGCCGCGGCCGCGCCCGCAGGUUUGAUGCUGCGUCUGACCGAGCGGAACAUGAAGCUGCUCGUGGUGGCCGCCUUCGUCUUGGGCUCGGUGCUUUUCUUGCUCUUGCCGGGAUUCUCCGUGGCAGACGAGAAGAAGAAGGGGCCCAAAGUAACCACCAAGGUAUAUUUUGAUCUUCAAAUUGGUGAGGAAAAUGCAGGUCGAAUUGUCAUCGGUCUCUUUGGGAAGACAACUCCAAAGACAGUGGAAAAUUUUGUGGUUUUGACCACAGGAGAGAAAGGUUUUGGCUUCAAGGGCAGCAAAUUUCACCGUGUGAUCAAGGACUUCAUGAUUCAAGGUGGAGACUUCACUCGUGGUGAUGGCACAGGAGGAAAGAGCAUCUAUGGCGAUCGUUUCCCUGACGAGAACUUCAAACUGAAGCACUACGGACCUGGCUGGGUGAGCAUGGCCAAUGCCGGCAAGGACACCAAUGGCUCCCAGUUCUUCAUCACCACUGUCAAAACUCCGUGGCUGGAUGGCAAACAUGUGGUGUUUGGCAAAGUUCUAGAAGGCAUGGAUGUGGUACGAAAGGUGGAAAACACCAAGACAGAUGGGCGGGACAAGCCCCUGAAGGACGUGACAAUAGCUGACUGUGGCACGAUUGAAGUGGAGAAGCCUUUUGCCAUUGCCAAGGAGUAGGAUCCCCUGGAGACCUGCUGUAUAGGCUGUGCAGGAAGCACCCCUCAGUCUGGGGACUGGGGCCUGGUCUGGGCUCCUCGUACAGCCCGUGGUGCUGACAUCUGACUGAGCUGACCCAGAAUCCAUCCUUACAUUCCACAGCCCCUCAGGCCCGGUUUUGUAAAGGAACACAUGCCAAUAAAGAAGAAAACAUUUUUUAAUAGAAAGUGAGUGGGCCGGGUUCAUCCCCUGCCCUUAAUAAGCAUCUAAGCUUAGCCCAGCCUAGAACCACCAUCCCCAUGGAAGUUCUUGAGGGAAUAGUAGGGCUUGUUUCCUGUAGAACUGGGUUCCUUCCUUUGCCUCCCUUCUCUUCUUUCUCCCUUCCCCUAUGCCUUCGGAAGCAGGCCAGAGAGCUCUUCCUGCCCUGGGCCUGGGCCUGGGCCUGUCCAGCAACUGCAUUUCCAAGGAGUGACGUUUUUGCUUCACUUGUCAGCAUCCGACCUCAUUCUCAGCUCCAUGCUCUCACCUUGUACAAUAGGCCCUUGCUUCUUCCCCGCUGUGGUUCCUUUCCUCCAAUAUAAACAGCCCGUUUUCUGGGGCUCAUCCCCAAGA
Messenger RNA from Monodelphis domestica (gray short-tailed opossum), 1514 nucleotides. RefSeq names its product peptidylprolyl isomerase B (gene PPIB). Gene Ontology annotation, biological process: protein peptidyl-prolyl isomerization; protein folding. The record is from RefSeq and is a predicted model, not a curated record. Gene Ontology annotation, molecular function: peptidyl-prolyl cis-trans isomerase activity; cyclosporin A binding. NCBI's taxonomy places the organism in Eukaryota, Metazoa, Chordata, Mammalia, Didelphimorphia, Didelphidae. Gene Ontology annotation, cellular component: intracellular membrane-bounded organelle; cytoplasm.